This is a messenger RNA of Pararge aegeria (speckled wood butterfly), 3379 nucleotides long. It is a transcript of the gene Corin, whose product is annotated as atrial natriuretic peptide-converting enzyme. Gene Ontology annotation, biological process: proteolysis. The transcript has 16 exons. NCBI's taxonomy places the organism in Eukaryota, Metazoa, Arthropoda, Insecta, Lepidoptera, Nymphalidae. The record is from RefSeq and is a predicted model, not a curated record. Gene Ontology annotation, molecular function: serine-type endopeptidase activity; protein binding. The coding region runs from base 67 to 3060 and encodes 997 amino acids. Gene Ontology annotation, cellular component: membrane.
GUUCACUGCACGCGAGUAAUCAGAGAGCUGCAACCCCGCAAUCGAUGCGAGCAUCGGGGCCACGACAUGAUGGCCACCUUCAAAGACUGGCUCUCAGUGACGUGGUCGCACGGCGGGAUGCAUCUACAACCAGAGCCCGCCGCCGACGACGACGGGGACUCUGUCAGGGGCCGGUACGGACGUGCCGGCAGCCUGGCCGUGACUCCGGGCGAGAAGAUCAUGGAGCUCCUGCGACCCAACGUGGGCACUCCGCGGAGACACUCCACAGCUGCGUGUGCGCCCGCGCAGCCGCGAACCUCAGGUUUCGUGUACUGUCCCUCAGACGCGCUGCCAUACUGCCCUCCGUCGAGGUUCGCGCCUCCCAGGACAGUUAUAAAGUUACCCCCACCACAAAUAAAAACGCCGCCACAGCCACCACCGGUACCACAGAGAACAGCGCCAGUGGUGGCACCGCUACCAGUUCCACCUCCGGCGCCGCCACGGCGCACCUCUCCGCUACCACCUCGAAGAAUCCCGCCGCCCACUCCUCCGAGACCACUACCGGCACCAGCGACAACAGAUCCGAAUGGAAAUAAAAAACACAUUCCGCCUCCUUUACCACAAAAUCCCACCCCAAAUAUAAAUCCCCCAAAACUAGACUGUAAUAGGAAUCCGCAGCCAAACGUCCCGAGACGUCCGCCGCAAAAAAUACCAGACACUACUUCAUCAUUUCCCCCGACACAGUUACCACAGAACAACCCAAUUAAACGUUCGCCUAGUUCAGGGUCGAACAUCAGCGUCCGACAAGACUCUAACGUUUCCUCGGACUCCUUCAGCCAAACAUCUUCCCCAUCAUACACCACAAAGACGAUGGAAACUCCGUUACUACCUCAUCAGCAUGCGAAUAAAAGCCUGAACGCUAAGAUAGCUCGAGGCUUGCUGUUGAAAGAGCAGCAGGAGAAAGAAACAGGAAACUCUUCCAUAACUAAAAGUAUGUCGACGCCAGCGUCUUUGCAGACCAUCGUGAGGUUUCAAAAUGGAAGCAACAUGUCACUACAUCAUAGGAUGCUGCGCGACAUGCGAGGCGCGGGUGCAAGCGGCUCGGCGCAUAAGUUCCGACUGCUGCAGCUGGCACUCAACGCGGUGGCACUACUGGCCAUCACUGGCGCGCUAUUCGCCUACUUCCACGCCAACCCCGCCGUGCAGUACGUGUCGCAAGUGGUGAACCGCUCCGCGCUAGCGACGUGGCCGACGCCGACGGAUCCGCCGGGCGCGCGAAACCCCGCGCCGGGCGUGUGUCUACCCGUCAUCGUGAAGUUCUGCCACCAGCACCGCAUCUCGUACAACUUCACCGUCUUCCCCAACUACAUAGGACAUUUUGGGCAGCGCGACGCGCAGCUGGACCUGGAGAUUUACGACGCCGUGGUGGACGUGCGCUGCUACGAGCUCACGGCGCUGUUCCUAUGCUCUCUGUUCGUGCCCAAGUGUGGCCCGCUGGGGCACAUGGUGCGGCCCUGCAAGAGCUUGUGCCAGGAGACGAUGCGUCGCUGCGGCUUCUUCCUGGAGGUGUUCGGGCUCGCUAUGCCGGAAUACUUGCAGUGUGACAUCUUCCCCGAGUCAACCGACACCGACGUCUGUCUUGGAAACAGAGAAGUCAAAGAAGCACGGUUCCGAGCAGCAAAACCAGUGUGCCCCACCGGUUUCCAAUGCGAUAUGAACCGAUGCAUUCCGCACGACUGGCGCUGCGAUGGCCACGUGGACUGCGCGGACCGCUCCGACGAGCUCAACUGCCGCGUCUGCAAGAGGAGCGGUGACGUCCACUGCGGCAACCAGCGCUGCAUCUCACAAGCACACCUGUGCGACGGCAAGAUCGACUGCCCCUGGGGACAAGACGAGAGGAACUGCUUGCGCCUGAGCGAGGCGAACGGCGACAUCGGGCGAGGCGAGCUGCAAGUCUACCGAGCAGCCAACCAGUCGUGGUUCCCCGCCUGCAUCAGCACCCUGGAGGACUCCACCUCCCUCAAGCUCUGCUCCAUGCUCGGAUACUCCUGGGUGAACCAUAGCGCGGCGGUGGGCGGCGCGGGCGCACGCGCGGGCAGCACGCACAAGCCCGCACUGGCGCACGCGGGCGCGGCGGCGCACGCGCAGCGCGUGCUCGGCGUGGCGCAGUCGUACCGCGCCUUCGUGCGCAGCGAGGGCGGUCUGCUGCGGGAGCUCAAGGACUGCCGGCACGACUCCUCGCGCGUUCACCUCGUGUGCAACAACUACGAGUGCGGCAAGCGGCGUACCAUAGGCGGCGCGACGAAACGGAUCGUGGGUGGAGUGGAGGCUUCGCCGGGCGACUGGCCCUUCCUCGCCGCCAUCCUGGGCGGGCCCGAAGAGGUGUUCUACUGCGCGGGCGUGCUGGUGGCAGACCAGUGGGUGCUGACCGCCUCGCACUGCGUGGGGAACCACUCGGACGUGAACGGCUGGACGAUCCAGCUGGGCAUCACGCGGCGCCGCUCGCACGCCUACUACGGCCAGAAGGUGAAAGUGCGGCGAGUGGUACCACACCCGCUGUACAACGUGGGCGUGGCGCACGACAACGACAUCGCGCUUUUCCAACUGGCAGUGCGCGUGCGCUACCACGAGCAGCUGUCCCCCGUGUGCCUGCCGCCCCCGCAGCGUGCCCUCGCCCCCGGGACCCUGUGCACUGUCAUAGGCUGGGGGAAGCGAGACGACAAGGACAUGUCAGAAUACGAGCCGGCGGUGAACGAAGUGGAGGUACCAGUGCUGAACCGAGAUCUGUGCAACCAGUGGCUCGAACAUCGCGAGCUGAACGUCACAGAGGGCAUGCUCUGCGCUGGCUACCCGGAAGGUGGCAAGGACGCUUGUCAGGGUGACUCCGGCGGGCCGCUGCUAUGCAAGGACCCGGACGACGCGUCGCGCUGGUACGUGGGCGGCAUCGUGUCGUGGGGCAUCAAGUGCGCGCACCCGCGCCUGCCCGGCGUGUACGCGUACGUGCCGCGCUACGUGCCGUGGAUCCUACGCCAGAUCCGCCUCUACAACGACGAGGAUGCCAAAUCGGACGCAGACGCGUGAGCGCUGACGUUCUGAAGGCUAGCUGAACUGUGUACUACGGGGAAGUACUCGCCACUCACGGACUUUACUAGCACACUGUUGGUGUGCAUGGCACCGGCCGACGACCUGUAGGGUAGCAGGACUGUGUAUAGCAGGGAAGUACCAACGUAACCACUUGUAUUCAUUUGGGGAAGAAAAGGACAAGGCCUGAUUCCACAGUAUUUUGAUGAACAUUAUUUACCUCUUACAAAGUAGGGUAAAACCUAAAGUGAGGUUUUAGAAAAUUAUAUAAUUAUAUACUAGCUCUUGCGCGAAUAUACAUUUUUAUCGACAUCGGACA